Messenger RNA from Tauraco erythrolophus (red-crested turaco), 456 nucleotides. The record is from RefSeq and is a predicted model, not a curated record. Lineage: Eukaryota; Metazoa; Chordata; Aves; Musophagiformes; Musophagidae.
AUGCUGAGCCUCAAGUUGCCCCGGCUGCUCAGCAUCCACCAAGUGCCUAAGGGGUACCGGGAGCAGGGGAUCCUCUUCGGGUACCGCCCCCCCAGCAGCUCGGCAGCUGACUGCAUCCUCAGCAUCUUCCAAAUGACCAACGAGACCCUCAACAUCUGGACACACUUUGUGCCCGCCUGGCCGUGCCCCCCCCUUGCCUCCCUCCUGCCCUGCUGCAUCUCCCCCCUCGCCUCCAGCUGCGCCCACACCUUCAGCACCAUGUCCACCCGCGCCCGCCACAUCUGCUACUUCUUCGAUUACGCGGCGCUCAGCAUGUACAGCUUGGGGUCUGCGCUGGCAUACUCGGCAUACGUUUUCCCAGCAGAUUGGGUCAACAGCACUUUCCACCACUGCUACGUCCCCAUUGCAGUGUUUAACACUGUCGUGAGCACCAGCCUGUCCUGCUACUCCAGGUAA